UCCUGUUCUCAGACAUGUCUUGCCAUGCUUCAAACCAUUAUCACAAUUAAGAGAAAAUAAAUCCUAUUCACAAACAAUAUCGAAGGAGAUUCUGCAUCUAUCAUCCAUCUUGGCCAUUACCGCCAUUAUUACUUAUCACUUGCUUGACGAUGCUUCUACUCCAGCCGUUGGUAGGUCUCUUGCUGAUCAGCCUUGCUCAUGGCGACUGCCCCAUUUUUUUCAGUCCUGAUUAUGUGGUUGUUGAAUAUGGAAAAUCAUUUUCAGUGAACUGCUCCUCCACUGGCAAAACAGACCAGUUCGGUUUGAGUUGGGAAGGAUUUGAUGACACCAUAGAGAAUAAUGACGACAUCAUCAUAAGUGUGAAUGUGACAGACUGGGAGAGGACGCUAACUUGUUACAUGUACUCUUAUAAAACAAAUUGUUCACUGGAUCUUCCAGUUACCAUUUACAAGACUCCAGACAGUGUGUCCAUCAGCAUUGUGAAUCACACAGGACCAAUGAUAGAGGGACGGCAGUAUGAGCUUCAGUGUGAUGUUCACGAUGUGGCUCCUGUUACGGAACUCACUGUCAAAUGGUAUAAAGGACAGACUCUGCUGAAUCAAACCACCUUCACUGAGGAUAGCAGGACUCCAGUGAAUGUAACCACCACACUCCUGAUCCGUCCAGACAGAGCUGAUGAUGGAGCUCAAUACUGGUGUGAAGCAGAGCUGUAUCUGGGCGCAGAAGAACCUCAAUAUUCUACAAAAUCUUUGGAAGCUCUCAGUGCUGAACUUCAUCGAUCCUUUUCUGUAGAGAAUCAAUGUCCUAUUAAACUCAUCCCACGGAUAGCUUUUGUGAGAUACAACGGUUCUGUUGCAGUUAACUGUAGCACUCAAGUCUCACAUAAAGGGAUGGGAUGGGAAGCCAGUGAAGGAGCAGUGCCCAAAACCAGAGACAGUCUGAUCACAUGGAGAGUGUCACACCUGACAGAAUGGGACAUUCAGCCAUUCUGCUACAUAAACUAUGAGGGACAGUGUCAAGUAGAGCUCCCAGUCAUUAUUUACAAGACUCCAGACAGUGUGUCCAUCAGCAUUGUGAAUCACAGAGGACCAAUGAUAGAGGGACAGCAGUAUGAGCUUCAGUGUGAUGUUCACGAUGUGGCUCCUGUUCAGAAUCUCACUGUCAAAUGGUAUAAAGGACAGACUCUGCUGGAUCAAACCAACUUCACUGAGGAUAGCAGGACUCCAGUGAAUGUAAACACCACACUCCUGAUCCGUCCAGUCAGAGCUGAUGAUGGAGCUCAAUACUGGUGCGAAGCAGAGCUGGAUCUGGGAGCAGAAGGACCUCAACCUCCUCCAAAAGAAACAUCAGACGCUCUCUACUUUACUGUAUAUUAUGCUCCAAACAUUCAGUCUUGUAACAGCUGGUCACCAUUGACAGGGACCUCAUUGGAUUCAUAUCCUUUAAAUGUAAAUUCUGUUUUGGGUAACCCUCCUCCAAACAUCUCCUGGAGUCACAAAGCAUCAUCAGUCAAUUCCUCUCUGCCUCUUACCAAAUUUAAUUCUGGCCAAUAUGAAAUCAUUGCCAGUAAUGUCCUUAGUAAUUUCAGUUGUUCUAUAAACAUCACAGUAGAGUAUCCUCCAGAACUGAACUGCAGUGAGAGCUACGAAGUUAAAGAAAAAACACUCUUCCAAUUUCCUUGCAUAGCUGAUGGAUCCCCAAAGCCUAAAUUAUCCCUCCGCAAAAAUGGAAAUAUUAUCCACCAUGAAUUGUUUUUCCCCAAUUGGAAUGACAGUGGCCAGUAUCAAGUAAUCGCAGAAAACCAACGUGGAACUAUACAUUCUACAGUCACCAUCAACAUCCUACAUGACUCUCUCAGCUACUUUGCUAUUGUUGCUUUGGUACUGGGACUGCUUUUUUUCAUCCUCAUUUUAGUUGUGAUCUUAUUGCGGCUGAGGAGAAAUAAAAGAGGACAUUAUGAUGUACAGUCAGUGAAGCAGUAUGAAAUGCAACCGUUAAGCAAUGGGGGCCCUGCGUGAGUUUAUCCUGUUUCAAUCAGAUGAAUUAUGCUUAAAUUGAAAAAAGAUAAUAUACUAAACACCGUUCAGUUUACAACAAAUAAAUAACAUUCUAUAAAUAUCUGUGGUAUAAUGUGUGAAGUCUAAUAUUGUAUAGCAUGCACUUGUGUAUAUGAUAUGGAAGGUAUUUUUCAGUGACAAAGAAGAAUGUUUGAGAUGAAUAAAAAACGAUUCAUUUAAAAUUUAUUAUCUUGUCACAUGAAAACAAAAUAGUUUUCUUUAUUUUGGUCAUGGUUCUGAUUUAUUAGUGUAAAGAAAAAGGUUUCUUUUGUGUUUAUAGCUGUUUACUUUUUAUUUUUUGAGAGAGAG
This is a messenger RNA of Carassius carassius (crucian carp), 2366 nucleotides long. RefSeq names its product hemicentin-1-like. Gene Ontology annotation, biological process: cell-cell adhesion. The record is from RefSeq and is a predicted model, not a curated record. Gene Ontology annotation, molecular function: integrin binding. Gene Ontology annotation, cellular component: membrane. The transcript is spliced from 8 exons. The coding region runs from base 150 to 2018 and encodes 622 amino acids. Lineage: Eukaryota; Metazoa; Chordata; Actinopteri; Cypriniformes; Cyprinidae.